AGACGUGUCCAUUAACUUCACCGCUGGCCCUGUGACGGCACGACUCCGCUGACACGACAGACACCCGGAGCUGGGAAAUCUGUCAUACAGACAGUUCGCACACCAGCGGACUUCCAUUACUGAUUUAUUAGCACGGGAUUGGCUUCCUCCGUCUCCAGAGAUCAUUUUUUUUAUCCGACUUUAAAGGGAAACCAGGAUUGGUUUCUUCAGGACAUAAAAACAUGGAAUGUGUUUGGUUUGGAUAUGCAUAGCCUUCCAGAGGCUUCAGAUCCAGGCCUUGGCAGCGACAGUCAGCCACAAUCUCUCUAUAGAAUGGCAGCGCUCUUUGAAACGUUUUGUGACUUGCUGCCAUUUAAAAAAUGCAGCCUUGUGUUUAAAGUUGAAGGCGUGGCUGAAUGUGAAUUCUGUUACUUUCCUUUCUGCAUUCAGGACUAGAUCUCAAGUAUGGCUUUUGGUGAAAUUGGAUGCUGCAGCUGUGCAUUUUAUCUAACACAGAACGGCCUGAGCUUGAAAACAAAUUGAAUCAUCGUAAAUUACUUUGGCAUUUGGAAGUUUGUAAUAAUGUGAGAGGCUUCACUGAGAAGUCAAUGAUUAUGCCGGACUUUGAGAACACUGCAGGAACACAGCGCUUUUUCACUUGAACUUUUACAUUGUGUUGAAAAAGGCCAACGGUCAUUUGAUUUGUUUGUUUUAGCAUUGGUUUGCCAGCAUGGAAUGAGUUUGAACACUCUCCCACAAAAGCCAUUGGAAGUUGUUGUUUCCUAUAGGGCUUUGGUGUUAAAUCUAAUCUUGUGCUCAACCUUUGCCCUCUGACCACUGAGAUCAACUCCAUCUUAAAUUUACUGACCCUUUUAGGGAUGUCACAGCCCUGUACUGAUCUCCUCUUCUGCAGUGGAUGAAAUGACCCUAAUUCAAAAUGAAUGUUUGCUCUUGUCCUCAUUAAUCUAGUGAAUAGAUUAACUUUCCACAUUCAGUGCCUUGUAUUAUUUUGUGAUUUUUAACCCUUAAAUGCAUGCCUCGGGUCUUUAGCGACCCAGGACGUCAUUCACUACCCUUUACCUUCUUCAUGUUUUAAAGGUAGACAUCAAUACUGUUCUCAAUGAAAUAUAAGUGUCACUGUCAUUUGAUGGUGGAUGUGGUGAAAAAGCUGCCAGCGAUUUUGAAGUAAUUGAAAACGAUAGUUUUGAGAAUAUGGUUGAGAUCGUGAAUAUGAGCCAGAUGCUGGAUGUACUGUGGAAGUGCACUCUGACGAUGACAGCGAUGGUAAAAUCAUCUGCUCAAAUUGAACCCUUCUAAGUUCUAAAAAGUAAUGAAAUAUGCUUUAUUUUAUUCUUUUGUAAUUGUUCUUAAAAUAUCAAGAGACUUUUUUGCUAUUGCAGCAGUUAGAUAUUUAUCCGUGUUGGAUAUAUAGGUCCGGGUCGCUAAAGACCCGAGUAUGUAAUGGUGAAACAUUCAUGCAUUUAAGGGUUAACUCUUUUAAGUCUCUUUGGGCAGAAACGGACAAAAUUUAUUUAAAGUUUUUCUUAAACAUCAUAUCAAGUAUGCACAUUAUUUGGGGAGGCAAGAGAAACACGCUUCCCUCUGUAACUUUCACUGCUGGUCGACAGUGUCAUUUUAGAAAAAGCAAAUGAUUUAUGUUUUUUAAUGUCAUAUUUCGUAAUAUUUGUGUUGUUUUAUUUUUGUACUGUGGAUUAUUUUCUCAUCCAUUUUUUGAGAAGGCACUGCCUCCCUUGCCUCCUCAGAGGAAACGCCCCUUAAACUAACCAAUGGUAAGUAGUAGCCCCUAGCGUGAACUUUCUGUCCCGUUUUUAAUAAGAACUUUAGCCUUUUUUGACUUUUUUCAGAGAACUCUGAUACGUGUGCUCUGUGGCGUGUUUGAGUUGGCUGCACGUGUGACCACACGCUCCUCUGGGCCCAUCUGCAAUGAUUAUUUAUUUACACGCUGUGAUGCUUAACCCCGAGCAGGCAAGGGCAUCCCAAACCUCAGCAGCGGGGCAGCAUGAACUCUAGUUACUGGGCUCCACAAAGAGGCUUAACAUCAACUAUCAGGAUCCAGAUGGGUUUUCAGCGUUGCAUCAUGCUGCUCUCACGGGCACUACAGAGUUGCUCUCUCUGCUGUUGGAAGCUCAGGCUGUUGUGGACAUCAAGGAUAGCAAUGGUAUGCGGCCGCUGCAUUACGCAGCAUGGCAGGGUAAAGCUGACUCAGUGCUCAUGCUGCUGAGAUCAGGGGCCGCCGUUAACAAUGCGUCUCAUGACGGGCAGAUUCCACUGCACCUGGCUGCUCAGUAUGGACACUAUGAAGUGUCGGAGAUGUUGUUGCAGCACCAGUCGAACCCGUGCAUUCUAAAUAAGGCUAAGAAGACUCCUCUGGAUCUGGCCUGUGAGUUCGGCCGAGUGAAGGUGGCUCAGCUGUUGUUGAGCAGUAAUAUGGUUGCGUCUCUGUUAGAGGGAGAUCGGAAAGACGGGUCAGACUCGAACUGUAACACUCCUCUGCACCUCGCCGCACGCAACGGACACAAGGACGUCAUCCGGCUUCUGCUGAAAGCAGGUAUCGACAUCAACAGAACCACUAAAGCUGGCACAGCGCUCCAUGAGGCCGCCCUCUAUGGGAAGACAGAGGUAGUGCGGCUACUCCUGGACAAUGGGAUUGAUGUCAAUAUCCGUAACACUUACAAUCAAACAGCCCUAGACAUCGUCAACCAGUUCACCGCAUGCCACGCCAGCAAAGACAUCAAGCAGCUCUUACGAGAAGCUACAGGGGUUCUUCAGGUCAGAGCUCUGAAAGACUUCUGGAAUCUUCACGACCCCACGACCCUCACCAUACGGGCCGGUGACGUCAUCACGGUGAUAGAGCAGCACGUGGACGGACGCUGGAAGGGCCACAUUCAUGACACCCAGAGGGGAACAGACCGAAUCGGCUACUUCCCCCCCUCCAUAGUCGAGGUCAUCAGCCGACGCUCAGGGGGCACCCUGUCACGACACGCCUCUCUGCCCACCCAUAGGCAGCAGCUGCUCUCCAGGUCCGCCCUCAGUCCCAGCUUGAGUCUGAGCGGGGGCGGGACCCUUCAAACUGAUGACUCCUACACUCUGUACACCACUAACCCACACCUGGUCCUCCCACACGCCAACGGUCUGAGCACCAACCCAGGUGGGACUCCCAGCAGUCUGUCCCAGCACAUGACCCCCAGCAUGGAGGACGUGUGGGUUUUGCGGAACUCCUGCGCUGCUGGGGACAGGAACAGUGUGGGCAGUACUGGCAGUGUGGGCAGCACCCGCAGUGCAGGCAGUGGCCAGAGCACAGAAAGCAACAGCGCCCCCAAUGGACCACAGCAACACACCACCAGCCCUGACACCAGCAAGGCCACGCCCUCUGUUGUGGAUUUACUACAGCCAGAUCAUAACAAACUUCCAGACACAUCCACAGGAGUUCCUCGCAGACCUGUGCUGCCCACACAGAGGCCAGGAGAGCAGGGUUUCUCUCAACAGUUUGUGCGUCCUCAACAGCUGCUGGAGGGCAAGGAUGCUGAGGCCAUCUAUCAGUGGCUUAGUGAGUUUCAGUUGGAGCAGUACACUGCUAAUUUCCUCAACGCUGGCUAUGAUGUACCUACCAUCAGCAGAAUGACCCCAGAGGAUCUCACGGCUAUUGGUGUGACUAAACCAGGCCACCGUAAGAAGAUUUCUCUUGAGAUCGGCAACCUCAGCAUUCCAGAAUGGCUCCCAGAGUACAUACCACAGGAUCUUGGGGAGUGGCUGAGCGCAAUAGGUCUGCCACAGUAUCAUAAGAAACUCUCAGAGAAUGGCUAUGACUCGAUAAACAUUGUCCGAGAUCUCACAUGGGAAGACUUGCAGGAGAUUGGCAUCACCAAACUAGGCCAUCAGAAGAAAAUGAUGCUUGCAGUGAAGAAGUUGUGCGAUAUUCAUAAGGCUCUUCUACAGGCGGAAUCAGGGCAGGGCACACUGCGACGCAAAACCCCCGCGGCCCUUGACCUGGUCACUAUCGAGCCGCCUCCCGAGAACGGCGACCUCCCCUCGCCCCACACGCCCAAGAUGAUGACUUUUCAGGACAGUGAGCUGAGUACUGAGCUACAGAGCGCCAUGUCCUCCCACUACAGUGGCUGUCAGGACGGACUGGCCAUCAAGAAUGCAGUAGGUAUGACCUCCAGUCAGGAGAGCAUUGACACGCGCUCUCGAGGCUCCGGACGCUCUCAGGAGCCCCCCAGCACCCCCUCCUCCACUUCCGCUGCGACCCCUUAUAGCCACUCCCGAGAGAGCUUAACGAGCCCAGACAGCAGUCCUGCUAAAGAGCGCAACAUUCCAGAAGGCCGUGACCAGGUCCCACGUCCUCAGCUACCACAGCAGCUGCCGUUCAGUGCGUCCGCUGGCUUUAAAUACCCCGCGGUGCCUGCCAAACCCAAACUGAGCUCUGCUCCUUCUCCACAAGGCUCUCCUGUUCAUAAAACCCUCAAUUAUCCACGUUCACAAUAUAACAGUGCCACGCUUGACCGUCACUCUCCUAGAAUGACCAAGAAGCGCACACAGAGUCUGUCCCGGUAUGCUUUGUCGGACGGUGAACCAGAUGAAGAUGAUGAUGAUGAAGCAGCUCAGCUGGCCAAUAUGGCCAUGCCUUCGUAUGCAACACUGAGCCGCAAGCCUACCCGUGGCCAGCUGGCACGUCUUCAGUCCGCACCUGAGCAGUCCGUCGGCCGAAGCCACUCUUUCGCCAUCAGGGCUCGGCGUAAAGGGCCUCCUCCUCCACCACCUAAACGCCUUAGCUCCGUCAGUAGCAGCAGCACUAGUGUUGAAACUGUCUCCGACACUCCAGCAUCACCUUCUGGAGGAGUUGAGAAUGGCAGACCUGGGACCGUAAAGAGCAUCGCAGCUGCUUUAGAAACAGCCCUCCCUGCGCCUACGGUGGAGCUCCUUCAGGAAACCUCUACAGCUGUUUCCAGUACCAACGAAGGGUCCAGGAACAGACCUCUGAGUCAGACCGAAUCCACCCCAGUAUCCGCCAAAGCAGAUACCGAUAGAGCGUCAAAGUCCGACUCAGAGGAGGAGGAUGGGACGAAGGAUUCAGGUCUGGAGAGCUCAUCCUCACCUCAGAACAGCUCCAGUGAGUGCAUCCCCUUUGCGGAGGAAGGCAACCUCACUAUCAAACAGAGGCCCAAAGUUGGCGGUCCUCUCAAGGCAGAAACCACUUCUGAGUCGCCAGAGAAGGCCAAACCGGCCAAAACCCCUGAAGUUCCAGAGUUCAACCUUAAAGAGUCAGACACAGUAAAGAGACGGCAGAAGCCAAAAGACAAAGAGCUGUCAAACACGGCGUCUGACAGCAGCCCAGAUGGCACAUCAGUUUUAGAGACUCAGGACACAGUGAAACUCCGCAUCAGUGAAACAGAUAUGAGUCUGCCAUGUGUGGAGCUUCCAGCCAAACCAGUGAAAGCACCUCCUCCUCUUGCUCCCAAACCUCCCAGUCCCCUGAAUUCAACACGGCACGCCUCUAAACCAGAUCCUGCUCCUGUAACAGCUGUCGGCUCCAGCGUGACACUGAGUGUUGUACAGAGUGUUGCCUUUGCAGCACCUCAGUCUCCAGUCCCAUACUCCCCCUCGACAGAAAACACGGGUCAGAAUGUGAUAUCAGAAAGCCUACAGGCUCUGAUGGAUGGGGAUCAAGGGUCAACACUGAAACAUCAGAGGCUGGAGAAGACCAGCUCAUCCCUGGAGGAAGCACUGAAGGCUGUGGAGAGAAAACUAACUCUGGAGAACAACAACGUGGGUGUUUCUCAUGUAGUCAAGUCUGCAGGGAACAUUCUGGAUGACAUCGGGAACAUGUUUGAUGACCUGGCCGAUCAGCUAGAUGCUAUGCUGGAUUAAAGAUUCUCAUGGAUGAGGCUGUUUAUUUUUUGAUGGCCCAAAAACAGGAGGAGCAUGCAUGGUUUCUUCUGCCUUAUAAUUCAGAUGGAAAACAGAGAUGAACUCCUGAACACCAAAAGUGGGAACCUCAUGGACCACACAGACAUUUAUGGACCACAGUCUUCUGACUAAUGUCAGUCUUGUCUUGUUUGUUUGUUUGUUUGUUUAUUCUUAUUCCAGCGUCUAAUCAACCAGCAUAUAUGUUUGUUUUCCUGUCAUUGUAUUUUGGGGAUGAACUGUGGACUUGAGCAAAGCGUGACCCCAAUGAACUUUACAUGAUGGACCCAGAUAAAAGAAAUGCACUUAGGAGAAUCAUUCCUAAAGCAAUAUACAUUUCAAAAUACUACACUGAUUCAAAACAUUUCUAGAAAGAUUAAUGGGAUAGUUCACUCAAAAAGUGACAAUUUGGUCAUCAUUUGCUCGCCCUUAUGCUAAAGCGAGACAUUUUGAAAAAAAACUGUACGCAGCUCUUUUUCAUACAGCAUUAAGUUAUAGUGACCAGCUGUCAAAACAAAUAAUAAUACAUGAUAACAGAAUUUUCAUUUUUGAGUGAACGGUUCCUUUGACAUAACUACUUUUCAAAGCAUUUUGAAAGAAGCAGUUUUUGACUUAUUCAUUUCAGCAGGUAAACAGCCUUUGGGAGGUUUGGUGCUUGUACCAUAUUUUUUCAUAAUGACGUUGCAGAUUUGCAGGUUAAAUACAUGACUGAUGUUUUUUUUUGUAUGAAAGCGUGGUUUUAAAGGGAACAUGUUAAAAUGAAAACAGUAACACUGCCUUAUGUAACUAGAGCAGCACCGAUGUACAGCAAGCGAUUCAGGUUUAAGUUACCACAAACUAUUUUUGAAGUCUUUAAACUUUUAUUAGUCCAAAUAGUAUUUAAACUUUAUCAAAAUAUGUAUAUUGUACACUAAAGGUAUAUUUGAUUGGGAAGCAAACCUGUUUGUUGUACCAAAGUAUAUGUAUAUUUUUAUUCAAAUGUUGGAUAAUGUUAACGCUAACAGACUUGCAGCUAAACUAAUGAAAUUGAACGCAGUGUCAUUUCCCCUUUGCACAUAAUUUGAUAUGAUGUAUCUGAUGAGGAAUAUAUCCACACUGUUCUUGUGUGCCAUACGUUUAAAUAGAUGUUUCUUUCAGGUUCUGUCUCCCAACGAACUGAAAUGUAAUCAGUGGCAUUUGUUUAACUAAGACCGUUUUAACAUUAACAACUUUAGAACUGCAGUUAAGGCCCAUUCACACCAAGGACAAUAACUGUAACUAUAAAGUUUUAAUAACUUUAAUCGUUCUCUGCAAUGCGCACUUAUAGUAAACAGAAUGUCAAUAUAGUCAUUAUAGUUAUAAUUCUUGGUAUGACUGGGCCUUUGCUUAUGUGAAUAUUAUAUAUUAGUGAUGUUCUUAAUUAGGUAAUAUAACACACUGAUAUGAUUCAGUAUCAAGCCCCUCUUUGUUAUAAUUUGUUAACAUUUUCUAUUAAAUGAAUUUAGCUA
Messenger RNA from Onychostoma macrolepis, 7391 nucleotides. Its product is annotated as caskin-2. Gene Ontology annotation, molecular function: protein binding. Bases 2161 to 5868 code for a protein of 1235 amino acids. The transcript is spliced from 21 exons. The record is from RefSeq and is a predicted model, not a curated record. NCBI's taxonomy places the organism in Eukaryota, Metazoa, Chordata, Actinopteri, Cypriniformes, Cyprinidae.